Messenger RNA from Bactrocera latifrons, 2589 nucleotides. Its product is annotated as ankyrin-3. NCBI's taxonomy places the organism in Eukaryota, Metazoa, Arthropoda, Insecta, Diptera, Tephritidae. The record is from RefSeq and is a predicted model, not a curated record. Gene Ontology annotation, molecular function: protein binding. Gene Ontology annotation, biological process: intracellular signal transduction. Bases 334 to 2433 code for a protein of 699 amino acids. The transcript has 7 exons.
AGUGUGUAUUGCGUGAAAAAGUGUUUGAUUUGCUGCAAAAUGUUUCGAUUCUAAUAAUAAAAUUAAAUAACAUCAUGAAAUUUAGUGUUUUUUGAUAAAACUAGUUAAAAUACAAGAUAAACGAAAGUAAACAGACAAGUGAUUCAGCUUAUUUUCUUGAAAUCAUUUACGUUAAUAUUGGUAAAAAUGAAGUAGUUGGCACGUAUGUUGUUUAAACAAAUUUCAUCCCAUUAUCCUUAAACGUGCUCUCACUUGGCCUUUAUCGUCGUACAUUAAACAAAAGCUGGCCUUGUUUUAACAUUUGUGUACUUGCUUGGUUUGCAUUGAAAAAAGAUGGGUCAGGUGUUUCGAUCAGGGUCAGCAUUGCUUUCACAUCGCGACGGCCAUAAAGUAUCCAAGGCUACCGAGGCACGUAUUCAAACGCUCUUUGAAAUUUUACGGGCCAAUCCGAAGGUGUCUAUCCAAACAUUGGAAAGUCUUCUGUUGCAAAUUCCGAAGAAUGAAAACAUUCUUGUAAUACAUGAUGAUUGCGGUUAUAACAUACUUCAACGAAGUGUGGGUCUUAAUCACAUCGACCUCACCAAGUGGUUGCUACAUCGACAUAGGCCAGACGUUAAUCGUAGUCCUUGUUCACUGCCAUUGCAUAUAGCCUGUUUGAAAGGAUAUGAAGAGUGCGUCGAAUUGCUUUUAAAGCACGGGGCUCGAAUCGAUACAGAUUCACGGAUGUGCUUUCCAGGUGUACAUUCACACAACUGUGAGGAAAGUGGCAAGUACCAUGGCAAUUAUGAUGAUGUUGGUACUGCGCCAAAUGUAUGCGAACGUGCAAAUACGAAGUUACAAAACGCCGUUUGCUAUGCUAUUGAUGGUGAUCAAAUUAAUGUACUAAAUAUAUUAGCACAAAAAAUGGAAGAUCCUUGGGUACCCUUUCGGGUUAAGAAGCCAUUGCUACAUUUGGCUUGUGAACGUGGUGCUUGGAAUUGUGUGCAGCAAUUAGUUAUUACACGUUCGGAAGAGAUUAAUUUAAUUAAAGAUGAAUAUUAUCCCAUUCAUCAGGCUGUGUUGCAUGAAGGACGUUUUUUGGAGCUUCUGAUACAACAUGGUGCCGUGACAACUGUACGCACCUGUACCCAACAAAUGACACUCCUGCAUGUUGUUAUUUUUGCAGCGCGCAAAUCGGCUGAAGAUACCUUAAGUACCUUAAGAAUUUUAUUAGAGCGAGGAUGUAAAGAACUCAUCAAUGAACCGGACUCUCUAGGGAAUACGCCACUUCAUGCGCUAAUAGUACGCUAUGCUUUAGAAGAAGCGCGCUAUGGUUACGACAAGUGGAGCAAAUGGGAUGUGCUACAUCUGGUUCGUUUUCUAUUACAAAACGGUGCUAAGAGUUCAAUUAACCAAACGGGCAAUAGUGCAUUGGCAUGUGUAUUUCGACAUGUGCGUGAUUGGGAAGUAUGCUUUGAAUUGCUUAACAUGCUGAUCAAAGAAGACGGCGACCCAAAUAUUGUGGGACGUGAUGGUUCAGUACCAAUAAUGGUAUUGCUUGUUCCAUUGAUUAAUAAGGAUCAACUGCAUCAUUUUACCCACUCAAUGAAGGUUUGUUAUUUGAAUUGCAUUCGCAUUUUACUGCAAUAUGGGGCCAAUCCGAAUUGCUCAUAUCGCUCAAAUUUGACGCCACUUCAUGUAUUGGUAUUUACUGUUAGUGAAAAUUUUACGCUUAAUUGUGAUGCACAAAAACGAACAAACUUCGAUUUUAUUAAGAAUAUAUUGUUAUUAUUAUUGCAACAUGGACUUGAUUGCAAUCAAACGUAUCCGCAUAUACUGCAAGCCGUAUGCGAUAUGGUACAAAAUGUGCGCAACUGCUCAGACAUGCAAUGUAUCUACGAAUUAACACUUACACUAAUACAGUAUGGCGCUGAUCCCAACAUCGUACUGAGUAGUCAGGCGACAACCGGCAGCGCAAUAUUUUCCAACGAAAUUGCCAGCUUUGGUGAAACGCUGUGCACUGGUGGCAGUAGCAAUGGCGCAGGCGCCGGCACAAACAAUGGUGGAGAAGGCACAUUUCGCAACUCGUUUCGUACACACUCCCGUUACUUGCUUUUUUAUUAUAUAAUUUUGAUAACCAAAAAGGAAUUCAUACUAAAUGAUCCAGCACUGACAUUCACACGAAUCAUACACCUGUUUUUCUUAACAAUGCAACAUGGACCGUUAUAUAAUUGCCUUAAAUCGUUGCACAAUUUCUACGUGGCGCAGGUGCCAAAUAAAAAGACCGAACAAUUGAUAUCUCUGAUCACUUCAUUGUAUCGUAAACCGCGUAGUCUCAAGCAAAUGGCUCGUAUUGCCAUCUAUGAGGCGGUUAAUCGCAAACUUGCUCAGAAUGUCAACCGCCUCAAUUUACCAGUUCCACUAAAAGAAUAUGUGCUGCAGUUCGAGAGAUAACAAGUGCAGUUCGCCAUGGAGUGGUGCAGCAAUGCAUUAGUAGUCGAUACAACUCCCCUAUACCCCCUUGAUACCCUUACCCCCCUUUUCAUUACAAAAAAACAAUCAUUUAUUCCAGCAACGAUCUACACAAAUCAAUUGACUAAAUAUUAGUUG